AGCUCACAGGGAGAUCAGACAGAAAUUGCUAGAACCUUUAUUAUUAUUAUUGCCCUAUAGAAUACGUAGAAACGUUUGCGUAUACCGUGAAACAGCUAAAUAGACUACGUGAGCGAUUAUUCAAAAGCCGAUAUUUACAAUUGUAAUAACAGAUACAUCACUUAAAAUAUUGUUUAAAUCCUCCGUUUAAAUAACCCAAGAUGUCUGACUGGGAUACUGUGCCGAUUACUCUGAGAAAACGAGUUCCCAAAGGUUCUGCGAUGAAAUCGGAAAAAGCUGUUAAUACAGCUCGUCGUCAAGGAGUUCCAGUUGAUACUCAAGUUAAAUUAGGGGGAGGUGGGUCUAAUAAACAGCAUGUCAAUACUAAAAAUACAGCUAAACUAGAUCGUGAAACAGAAGAAUUGAAACACGAGACAGUACCUUUGGAUCUUGGUAAAUUAAUCCAACAAGGACGACAAAGUAAAGGCCUAUCACAAAAAGAUCUUGCUACGAAAGUAAAUGAAAAAGCUCAAGUAAUAAAUGAUUACGAAGCUGGACGUGGGAUACCCAAUCAAAUGGUAAUUGGCAAGAUUGAAAAAGUACUUGGUGUAAAAUUGCGGGGCAAAGACCGUGGCUGCGCAUUGGCAAUCACCGAAACUAAGAAAUAAAUAUCGGAAUCAUUGAAUCGAUAAUUAAAUUUAAAUCUAUGGUUCUAAACACAAAAUACAAAAAAAAAGAAAAAUUUUAAUUAAAAAGUGAAUAUAAAAUCUCAAGCAAAAAAAUAAAAAU
This is a messenger RNA of Microplitis mediator, 768 nucleotides long. It is a transcript of the gene mbf1, whose product is annotated as endothelial differentiation-related factor 1 homolog. NCBI's taxonomy places the organism in Eukaryota, Metazoa, Arthropoda, Insecta, Hymenoptera, Braconidae. The transcript is spliced from 4 exons. Gene Ontology annotation, molecular function: DNA binding. The record is from RefSeq and is a predicted model, not a curated record. The coding region runs from base 201 to 647 and encodes 148 amino acids. Gene Ontology annotation, cellular component: nucleus.